Messenger RNA from Phanerochaete carnosa HHB-10118-sp, 3690 nucleotides. RefSeq lists its product as uncharacterized. Gene Ontology annotation, cellular component: plasma membrane. The transcript has 9 exons. Bases 1 to 3690 code for a protein of 1229 amino acids. Gene Ontology annotation, molecular function: calcium-activated cation channel activity. Lineage: Eukaryota; Fungi; Basidiomycota; Agaricomycetes; Polyporales; Phanerochaetaceae. The record is from RefSeq and is a predicted model, not a curated record.
AUGGUCACUGCCUUGCCCGCCUCCCAAAACGUGUCUUCGGACUUUCAGGUCGAACCUAUCUGCAUAGGAGACGGGGUAGAUGCUCAAUCACUGGGACUCCUUUCUACAUUAGCUGUUCCAACUGUAAUUGGUUUAGUGCUUUGGCUGCUAUUCGCUAUUUUACGACCACGGUAUCGUCAAGUUUACGCCACAAGAGAGUGGUUUGUUCAUCAGGACCUCCGCCCAAGACCUCUUGGACGCUCAUUCUGGGCAUUCCUGUUCCCACAUAUUCCCUUAAUCCCACCAGUCCCGUCAGACGUGUCAGAUGCCGGAAAAUCCAUCGCGCAAGAUGCUGAGCUGUUCCCAUCGGACGAAUUGCUCAGUCAACGAUCGCUCUGGCUAUGUCUCCGGAUGAGCCUUGCCUGGUCUCUUCUGUCUCUCGCUGGCCUACUUCCUCUAUACAUGGUCGAUACGCCAUGCCUUGCGCAUUCCCUGCCUCCUGCAACGCUCACUGGCGCGUAUUCGGUACUUCAGGACUUGAGUCUCCUCAGACUCCUGCGACUACUAGACAAUGGCUCUAUCACGACACAAACUGACCUUGCCACGUCCCUUCACAAGCGCGAAGUUGUCAAUGGGUCGGACAAAGCUCCUAACACUAGGACGCGAAUUAUCAUUCUUACCGUGUUCACCAUCGUGCUCGGCGUCCUUCCGGCACUAUAUCUAAUCUUACGAGAAUUCCACCGACUUGUGGCGUAUCGCAAACGCUGGUUGAAUAUUCGAUGUCAAGAGCUGGAAAUGGGAUGGCUAAGUGCUCGGCGGGCUCCCGGCUUCGUUGGCUGGGGAGAAAAACGCCUGAAGGAUUUCAUCAUAAAGUCAGGUCUCAGCUCCUCGCUGGAGAGCAACGAGACCAGCGGGAAUGGGAAUGGCGGAUCGCGUCGGCGCAGGACUCAGGACUUGAGGAGUGAGGAAAAGGCGCAGCUCGAGAUUGAUGUGCAGAGUUUAUUCUCCAUUGGAGAUACAGCUCAUCUCGCAGUUCUCAUUGACGAGCGCGAUCGAAUACUGGAGCAGCUUGAGAUAGCUGAGACAAAAUAUAUCAACUCGUUCAAGCUAUCUACUCCCGAUCCCUCCGUAGUGGACUUCUAUCCAUCUGGAUCGACCCCCCGUUCCCAGACCCCUCCGCCUGUGCCCCCUAAGCCACAUAUCAGUCGCCCUCUUCCACUUGGCAACACUGCAGCACGACGCAGACAUCGUGGGAGAAAUCCAGCUUUAGGAUCUUCUUCUCUUCCGCCUACAUCGUAUGUCAUGCCUUCACAGUACUACAAGUUACGCGCACUGGAGGGCGUCAAUGGAGGGCAGCUCGCGUCCAACGACUUCGCAGCCGAACCGAGCACGAGGCAGCGAGGACCAAGCCUGGCAGAGUCGUUUAACCAGCGCGUCAUCGGCUCUCGCUUCCAAGAGGUCAAUCGCAGCACUAAUGACUACGGUCAUCUGCCUAUUGGCAGUCAAGUCAUGGUAGACCACGAGGGACAGCUCGGCGCCGUUUCAUUUAGCGAGUCUCCCGUGCCUGACACAGCACCGUAUGGAACGGGCGCCGCGCACGCAUCCUGGGACACGGCGGCAUUCAACGAGAACCCCCUGCCGCCGCAUCAGUGGUGGACGCACCAGCCCGGCGAUUCCAUUCAGGAGGAACCGGAGCUCGAGCUCGGCGAGGAUUGGGUCGACAUUCUAAGCGAGGACCCGGAGGCGCUUGAGAACGCAGAAGUGUACAACCCCAAAUCGACGCCGCCGCGCCGCCGCCCCCGGCCUCCGCGACCAAAGCCCGCGCAAGGCAGCGAAGAUCGACGCGAGACAUUCCCUCUGCGCAUUCGUGGCGAAGGCGCCCCCGAGGAGCAGCCGCCGCCGCACCUGCGGGUACAGCCUCGCGGCCCCUUCGUGCGCCCGUUGUCGGGCCUCGACCACGACGACCUGGGGCACAUCUACGCGGACAUCAACAUGUGGCGCGCGAAGCUGAAGGGGAUCAACACCGAGAUCAGCGAGGUCCAGAGCGAGUGCUACAAGGAUAUCGCCGAUGGCGCGAGGAUCAGGGGGUGGCUCAUGGUCGGCCGCGGCUUGCGCUUUAUUCCCGGGAUCCAGCUAAUUGAAGGGCGAGCGAAGGAAGAUAUUCGGUGGGACGAAUUGCAGAACGAGGGCGGGCCGGCGAGAACACUGGCUUUCUGGACAAUAGCUAUAACUAUCGCAGUCUUGUUGGGUAUAUGCCUGACUGCUGUGGCCGGUCUCUCGGUUGCUACAGCCCCCGAAUUUGGUCAUUACUUCCCCUUCUUCCUACCACUAUCAUCCGGCGACUUCCUUGGGGCAGGUGUUGCCGUAUCUUUAGCGGCCGCGUUUGCAACUGUACUGUUCGUUAGUGUGGCAAUAUGGAUCAUGCAACAUACAGCACAGCUGAGAAACUCGGUCUCGCUUUCCGGGCUUCAACUUGGAGUGUUCAAGACCGUAUUCUGGACUUUGGUCGUUGUCGGAGGGAUCUGGCUUUUCACUGCAGCUGCCCUUCUGUUCGCAUUUGGAGCCUUCAGCACAGCUGUGCCAGCGUCGCCUGUGGUGGCGAACGGCGCUAUUUACAUGAGUGCAUUUGCAAUGUCCCUAAUUCUGACCGUUGCUGUGAUCGCUCCGGCCUUGCUCACGCUACAACCCCAUCAUCUCGUGCGUGUUUUACGGGCGGAACAGGCUGCUGUGACCCCUCGGCAGAGAUUCAGAGCGGUGUACCCUAGAAUCUAUAACCCGACGUAUGCGAUAGCCACUUGUGUGAUGGCCGUACUGCUCGCUUCUACGUUCUCGCUCAUUUUCCCCUUGGUCGCUCCGGCUGCCGCUCUGCUUCUGCUUCUUACUCUGAUCGCACAUCGCUUUCUCAUCGGUUACGUCUACGGACAGACGCGCUCGCAAACGGGUGGAGUAUUGCAGCUUUGGCUUAUCAAGCGUCUAGGCACGCUGCUCGCGUUUCAGCCACUUAUCCUCGGCCUUAUCUUGCUCAGCCGCGAGUUAUGGAUUGAGGGUGGCAUUCUCUGCGGCACAGCGCUGCUCGUCGUGCUCGUCGCCGAGGGGUUCUGCGCGUGGCGCACGCGACUGCCGGGCAAACGCUCGCUGAGCGUGGUCGCGCAGGACUCGCUCGGGACCUUCGCGCAGGCGGCGAAACCCAGCACACCGCGGGAGGUCGACGAGGAGAGCACCAGUCUCGUGAGCUCGGGCCGCAACACGCGCAUGCGCGGCUCGUUCGCGAGCAUCCUCGAGAUGAUGUCCCUCACGCUCGCCGUCAUGCCGUCGCCCUCGCAAAUAAGAGGGCCCGUCCCGCUCGGUGCGUUCCCACGUGUGCUCCAUGCCCUUCCAUGCCACCCACUGACACCCCCAACAGAAACUGAGACCCUGGACGACCUGACCGCCACCGAGCGGGCCGCGCGCACGAAUCCGGAGGCGCCGCCGCACCUGCCGCCGCUGCCGUUCGCGGACCACGCGGAGGAGAUGGCGGGCAUGCUGUACGCUCCCGAGCUCCUCGCGCCGGCGCCUGUCAUCUGGCUGCCGAACGACGCGGGCGGGAUCGGCCGCUCGGAGGCGUUCGACUUGCAGCGGUAUCACAGCCUGCAGGUGACGCUGGACGUGCGCUCGAAGGACGACGUCCUCCACCGCAGAUCGACAUCGCCUCCCCCGCCGCGCUCGCGCUGA